AUGGAUGGCCCCAUUAUCGCAGCGACCACCGCUGCCCUCGCCGCCGCCACCCAGACCGCCUACAUCGUCACCGACUUCUUGAAGGAUGUGCCACCGGCCCACAGCGAGCUGGAAUCCGUGCUGAUCGAAUUGUUUGACCUGCGCGGCUUUUUUGAGCGCCUCCAGCACCUGACGCCACCCGAUGUGCUGUGUCACCCACUGAUUGGGGUCACACGUGGUUGCACCGAUGUUUGCGGCCGGAUUGACUCUGUACUCACCGGGUGUGGAGAUGGCCCACUCCGGAGCGGCCGUUGGGCUCUCACCGACGCCUCGGUAGACAUCCGAAGAUUCAGCAAGGCGUUGGGCUUUUGUCGUCAGACUGUGCAGUUUGCAUUUGAAGCUAUCUCUAGGGACGUGAGUGAGCAAACUAUUGCCGAUAUUGACUAUGUGCGAAAGCACCUGACCCCAAACGGCUUGCGUGUUGCUCGUUUGGAUGCCUUACUUGCUCAUUGUCUCGACGAGGUUGAGAAUUACGUUGCGGCAAUGGAAACCUUACCAGCUGACACGCCGGAGACUCCGGUCGCCGUGGACCAACUCCCGCCAACGACACCAUCAGUCCACACCAUGAUGACGUCCUUCAGGAGAAGGUUAUCGGACUCAUCGGAGCAGGGAGAAAUGAGACCGUAUUCCGCGACCAGCUCUGAGCUUCAGUCAAUCUCCGAGGGUUCGGCCCACUCGCACCUUGGGGCCGCUCCGGAGGACGGCUUCUCAGACGCACCGGGCCCGGGACCACGAAGACUGAAGCCCUCACCCCUGCAGCUCACAGUGAAAAGUCUUUCACUCGGUGACGUUCGUCCUUCACCUGGUUACAGCCUCUUCCCAUCCCCUCCACCGACGAAAAGCCUGCCACCUAUACCACCACCUAAGUCACCGCACAGGCGUAACGGCUUGUCGACGUCAACAAAUCGAGCGCCCAGUAUCCCCGCCAAGUCAAGGUCUAGAGCUGCCUCCGAAACAACUCGCGAACUAAACCGCGACUCAAAGUUCUCAUCCGUGAGUGAGGCAGCUUCGAAACGAUACUCGACGGCUUCUUCAUUCGCCAAGCCACCUGUCAGGUCGAGCUCCCAUACGUAUGAGCCGCCACUGGCCAGCCCGAAGCCAACGGUUUCCACUUUCUCCGAAGAACCGGGACUUGAGAUUGUCCCAGUGAGGCGUUUGGAGCCCGGUGAUAAGGACAGCUCCCACGGCGUUUACUCGAUUGAUACCUCUCCCACCUCCACCGUGUUGGCUAGUCGCCAUGGCAAAACUCACGUCAACCUGUGGGAUCUCACCUCCGGCUGUGAACUGAUUACUACCAUCAAGGUCUCCUCCAAUGUACAGGCACAGCCACGCUCCCGCGACAAUUUCAUCCGCUCUCAUGCCAUACUUUCCGAGACCCUCAACCUGGUCGUCAUCGCCUCGGGCUUCGGGCACACGCUCGAGAUCCACAACUGGGCCAAGCGCAAGAAGGUGCAGACCAUCAGCGACGCGUACAGGUGGGCGUACGCGAGGCAGGCACAGUCAGAGUGCUACCCGCUCGCCGCGUACCGCGAGGACAAGGACACGAUUGACCUAUUCCCAUCGUCACCGCCAGCGUCCAAGAAGCCGUUCGGCAAGCCACGGUCCAUCGAGCUGAGGAAGGCUGGCCUGCCACACCUGCCCAAGCUCCCGGAGCUGGCCUACUCGGCGACGGGACCACUCCUGGUCGCGGCGGCCGGCCCGCGCCCGCCCCGGCCAAACUGCCCCCCACCGGAGCAUGCCGCCCUGCUGAUGGCGUGGCGGCUCGAUGACGACGCCGGGCUGGGCCACAGGCCGUAUAAAUUCCUGAUGCCCAGCCGCAAGCAACACCCGGAGCUGGAGUACUCGCUGGCGCUGAGCCUGGUAACAUACGGCAGCGUGGCAGUAUCGGUGUGGAUCCCGGCCAAGUUCAGGACAAUCGGGCGGCCGGGCAUGUGGCAGGUGGAGCCGGCCGUUAUCACGGAAAGGGUGGUCCUGGUAUGGGACUUCUCGACCGACAAGACGACGACCUACAAGAUCCCUGACGCGCUCAACUGCGUCAGCCCGGACUGCCGCUUCGUGGCAUACUGCGACCCGGGGACGCCGCAGAGGACGGGGGGCCUCGCGGUGCUGGACGCGAUGAGCGGGCGGGAGCUGUGGCGGCUGGGUGGCAACAAGGCCGCCGGAUGGGACGGGCGGUCUGUCUCGAGCAGGCGGAGCGGGCGCAGUUCGCAGAGAAGCGGGCGGUCGUCCGAGAGCGAGCCCGGCGGCGGCGGCGCAGCCGGGCUGGAGAAGCUCGGCGGGGACCUGGACAGGGUGACAGAGCUGGCGUUCUCGGGCGACGGCAGCAGACUGUUUGUUGGCGACGUUGAUGGCGGCGUUGGGGUUUAUGAUAUUAGGGAGGGCAUGGGUAUUGGGCGCGAAAAGUCUUUGCAGCAGGAUACCCAUUAUUUUUAA
This is a messenger RNA of Diaporthe amygdali, 2472 nucleotides long. RefSeq lists its product as uncharacterized. The record is from RefSeq and is a predicted model, not a curated record. The transcript is spliced from 2 exons. The coding region runs from base 1 to 2472 and encodes 823 amino acids. Gene Ontology annotation, molecular function: protein binding. NCBI's taxonomy places the organism in Eukaryota, Fungi, Ascomycota, Sordariomycetes, Diaporthales, Diaporthaceae.